CGUCUCACCAAUCUGCUUACUACGUACCUAGCCUUACUGUGUGACUAUUAGUGGGUUGCACUCAUGCAAGGAUACUGGCCACAAUUGACAGGUACGGUACGUACCUUAUCUGCUGCAUUAACCCCUGCAGAUAAAGCCAGACAGGUACGAAGUACCUUGGAAUUUUUCAUCUUCGUAACGCAAGGCUGAACUUGCAUUGUCUUUCUUUACUUGUCAAUUCUUCAACUCCGGCACCCACCUCCACCUCGUGAAAGCGUCGCGACGAACCAUUUACGCGAGUACAGCAUCCAAUCAUCCGAUCAUCCGAGCAUUAAAUAUCUAAAGUCGCGUAGCCCCCACGAUGUCGGACCAGGAAAACAACCCUAACAACGAAGUAAACGAGAAGACCGCGGUCAAGACGUGGCGAGCAUGGAGAACCGUUCACGAGAUGGUCCAAGACAGAGGAUACGAACUCUCCGAGACAGAAGUUAACAUCUCACUGGAGUCGUUCAAGAACAUCUACUGCAACAUGGACGGCUCUGUCGUACGUUCGAAGCUCAAGUUCUCGGCGCGACCGAGCCCGGAGAUGAUGAAGAAACUGGCCUCUCCCACCACGCCGUCAAACUCGGAACCGAAAGCCGAAGUUGGCACGAUAUGGGUAGAGUUCCACGACGAGGACUCGCUGGGAGCGGAACACAUGCGCAAGUUCGGCAAGUCGUGCGCGCAGGAGAACCACAGCACGGGGAUCCUAGUAUCCCACGUGGCCGUGUCGGCCUCGGCCAAGAAAGAGAUCGCCAAGUUCGCCCAGUGGACCUCCAUCGAGUGGUUUCUCGAGGAGGACCUUCUGAUCAACAUUACGCACCACGAGCUCGUGCCCCGUCAUGUCCUUCUCAGUAGAGAGGAGAAGGUCGCCCUGCUCAAGCGCUACCGCCUCAAGGAGACGCAGCUCCCUCGUAUCCUGCAGAAGGACCCCGUCGCCAAGUACUUCGGCAUGAAGCGCGGCCAGGUCGUCAAGAUCAUCCGCACCAGCGAGACGGCCGGUCGCUACGCCAGUUACAGACUAUGCGUAUAACCCCGAACCCGAACCCGGACCCGCACUUACACCUACACCUACACCCACCCCGCGGCUAUCUCUAGGUAAUGGCGGAAGAAGUAGAGGAGGAGGAGGAGGGAGGAAGAAAGCUUUGCAAAAUACCGGCGUCUACGAGCAUGACUUGAUUUGGCAGAGGACGGCGUUAUUUGGUCUGCAGCUCGGGAGGUCAUUUUAAAAAUCUAUCCCCCGCAGCUACUCAGAGGUUGAUUGAUUUUCUACUAAUUGAGGAAGAGGGGAGGAGGAAGCUUCGCUCUCGUUACAAUUUGAACAUAGAGCCACCACCACGUGAGGAAAAAGGGGAAAUUGCAGUUCUAGUAAUCGAGAAUACGUGUCAAGCUCACUACGGCAAAGUCCAUCUUACUUAGAUGUGGUUAUCUCCAAGUUCUUAUUACCUACUGUCCUGUCGCGAGUAAUUAGAUGUAGACAUUAUCAGAUAUUUUAUUACCAA
Daldinia vernicosa is the source of this 1520-nucleotide messenger RNA. RefSeq names its product DNA-directed RNA polymerases II 24 kDa polypeptide. The record is from RefSeq and is a predicted model, not a curated record. The coding region runs from base 341 to 1051 and encodes 236 amino acids. Lineage: Eukaryota; Fungi; Ascomycota; Sordariomycetes; Xylariales; Hypoxylaceae. Gene Ontology annotation, molecular function: DNA-directed RNA polymerase activity; DNA binding. Gene Ontology annotation, biological process: DNA-templated transcription. Gene Ontology annotation, cellular component: RNA polymerase III complex; RNA polymerase I complex; RNA polymerase II, core complex. The transcript has 3 exons.